Molecule: messenger RNA, 423 nt
Organism: Penicillium longicatenatum
Lineage: Eukaryota; Fungi; Ascomycota; Eurotiomycetes; Eurotiales; Aspergillaceae
Exons: 1
Coding region: 1-423 (140 amino acids)
Source: RefSeq, a predicted model, not a curated record
AUGUCUGGCUAUGACUACAUUCCCUACGUGACUUUCAUUACUACAUUCUGGACUGCCACCAGACUGUCGCAACAAGCCAAUUUCAAUGCCCAGCUCGAAUUGCUGAAAAAAGACUGCAGGAAGACAUUUGGAGUCCAACAGCUGCAUUUCUAUCAACAUGGCCGAGGAUACAACGCUGACUGGGAGGUAACUGAAUCUUUCCUCGACUCGUUUGAAGAGUCUGGUCGAACCCAGAUGGCGCAAAAUGCCAGGGAUAUAAUUGCAAGACAUUAUUGUAGUCCAAAUGCAUCGGCAAAUCAGGCAGUGACUCCAAAGAUUGUCCAGGAGCUCAGAGAUGGCAUCCCCAUAUACGAGACAGAUGCAGGACGGGCUCUUGGUUUGCAACCUACCUCUAAUGAGCAGCACAGAGAAGCCUUUGAUUAA